This is a messenger RNA of Mya arenaria, 1909 nucleotides long. RefSeq lists its product as uncharacterized. NCBI's taxonomy places the organism in Eukaryota, Metazoa, Mollusca, Bivalvia, Myida, Myidae. The record is from RefSeq and is a predicted model, not a curated record. The transcript is spliced from 9 exons. The coding region runs from base 111 to 1205 and encodes 364 amino acids.
GAGAGAAAAAACCAACCCGUGAGAUAUAUAAAGCCUUGAUCCACGAAAUAGUGUACGUUUACAAGUCAGAAGCGCAUGGUUUUAUCAUUUGUAAUUGAAUUAAAUACAGUAUGUUAGACAUGGAAUAUAAAAAUCAGAGCGUUCAUAUAGACAGCUGUGUUGAUACUGUUGUUACUGUGAACCAAAUGGAUGAAACAUGCGUGCAAAUAAUACAGACAGGUUCCCCGUCUAUUUCUGAGAAUGAAGUCCCUCCAAGGUCGCGGAUUUCACGACUUUCUGGAUGCUGUAUUAUUGGUGUGGUAUUUUUAAUGGUUGCUGUUGGUGCUUUUGCCUUCGUUGUACACAAAAAUGGACAACACAAGAGCCGAGAUGAUUCACAAAGCAUUCAGCAACCGCUUGAGCAACACCAAUAUUUGGUGCCGAACAUCUUGAAAAACACCGAGGCACCUGCAAACAGUCCAAUAAUAUACGUGGUGGACCAUGACGCCAGCGGUUGUCCCGAACAGUUUUGUCAGCGAUGUUCCGCUAGCGUUCCUGAUCAGGAGACAACGGAUGAGAACAUUAGAGGUAGGGCCUGCAAAAACAUUUGUUUGGAAUUCCUUCGAUAUGAUUAUUUGAUUGAGAAAAUCGGACACCGAGUUCCAUGUGGCGGCCACACUGUCAUAGUGGAAUGCUGCCUGUUAAAAUCGUCGCAAAACGCAAGCUACUGUAAAAACGGUGGUAGACUCGAGUGCUUCCGAGUUCGAGAGGAACCAAGAUGCGUAUGUCCACCCGGCUGGACAGGCGACACUUGUGCCACGCCAAGAAAGACACAGGUUCAGUGUAGCUGUUACUUCAACGAGUUAAUUGGUUAUAGAGAACUCAUUGGGCAACGGUUUGUGCCGGAGUGUGCGAGUUCCGACAAACCAAGCCGAUGGAAAAUGUGUCAUAUGGACAGUGAUAAAUUUAACUGCAUCUGUAAUAAAACAGAUACAAAAACAUAUGAGGAUUCCACCACUGCUAGCUCUGAGCUACCAACUUGUAGUAGUGUUGACAACAGUCACACUCGCCGGCACCGGUCAACAGAAUCAACCGGUCAAACACUAGAUACCGGUGGUGACGUCAUAGCCUCUCUCUAUGGCAGUUCUGCAACUCACAUUUUGUCUGGACAUUUAACAACAGUACUUGUGUUUGUUUUGACGGCUUGCAUCCGAAACACAGGUUGAGAGCGUUCACUAGAGAUAUAUUGACAUUCCAAUGACAAGUAAAGUGCAAUAAAAUAUGCUCUGUUCCUGGAGAAUGGAAACGUACGGAGGCUGGAAAAUGGCUGGGUUUUCCAAAUGCCAAUAAGUGGGGAAUUAUAAGCCAUGAUGUGAUCAUGCGCCGCCAGUAGACGGUUUUUCAGAUGAAACUGUAAUAUGUCAAACGUACAUUAAUUACUGAUAUGCGACCACAAGAAUACAUACAUGUUUCAACUGAUACUGAAAGAACACUGAAAUAUUGGCAAAUAAGCAGAGUCGAAUCGUUCCUUCUUUACAUUUGUACCAUACUGUCAUACAUAAUGUAUAUAAUAUGUUGCGCUUACAAUCAGUAAGCAAUAUUAUAUUUUACAUUGUUAAUGCUUAUUGUGUGGAACCAUGUUUUUCGCUGAUUUCAGCCAAUGUAUAAUUAAGUGCUCAAUCGGGGUUUGUAGUUUUUGGACGGUGCCCGCUCAGCGUUCAUAGUAGGGGCAAUCGGCUGAAAAGUUACAAACCGAUUUACCGCCUGUCUCGGUCGAAGAAAGAGUGCGGUUUUUCUAUGCUUAAAACACCAGUAAUAUUCAAUAGCUUACAAGAACAUUGAUAAUUAUGCAAUAAACCUAUAAUUCUAAAGCACAAAGGAUAUGUUUAAAAUACAUUACUUAAGAAUGCAUGAUUUAUUUUAUCUUGAU